AAAAACCUGCGUGAUGUGUUUAUCCACACAUGAACCUGUAGAGGGAGCAGCAGCAGCAGUCUGCGUCGUUGCAAAAAUGGCGGCUGGAAGUGCAGGCGCUAGCGGCCGCAAUAGCGGCUCAUCGCCGGCUUUGGAGUCCACUUUAGACCGUCGUUUCCAGACUGUUAACAACACCAUGGAAUCUAUCCAAGGACUAUCCGUCUGGUGCAUCGAGAACAAGAAAUAUCACAGCGCGAUCGUACGGUUCUGGCUAAAGUGGAUGCGCAAAUCGGAUGAAUCCCACAGGCUCAAUCUCUUCUAUCUGGCUAAUGAUGUCAUUCAGAACUGUAAAAGGAAAAAUGCCAUUGUGUACCGCACCACCUUUACUGAUGUUCUGCCGGAAUCCAUCAAACUCAUCAGUGCUCUAAAGGACAGUAAGGUGACGAAAUCUGUGGAACGGAUCCUGACCAUUUGGGAAGACCGAAGUGUGUAUUCGGGAGAGUUCAUUCGUCAGCUGAAAAACGGCCUAGUUUGGGCAGAAGAACCAGCAAAAGGUCAGAAUUGCAGUAAGGAGUUGCACAGUAGUAGUAAUAAACGGAACGUGGGAGAAUUUAAAGUUUCAGCUCCUGUCAAUUCCAAAGCUGCCCUGAAAUCCAAGAUUGUGGCUGAGUUUGUGCCAUCAGCGUUUAUUGAGAAUCUUUCCAAGUACAGGAAGUCAAUGGAUGAGAUUGAUCUGAAGGAGAAACAGCUGGCUGCCAUGAGAGUGGAUGUGUGCAGUACAGAAGCCCUAAAGAAACUAAAAGACAAGGCUGGAGGUAAAAGGUUCUCCAAAGAUUUUGAAGACGGGAGCACAAAACUUCAGGACUUUGUUUCCUUCCUGGACGGCGAGGUCAAAAAAAGCUCACCCCUUAUGGAAGCUCUGGAGAAUGCCGAUAUAUUCUACGAGAUGCAAUAUAAAGAGGUCAAGAUUGUUGCUAAGGCCUAUGAGACGUUUGCAAACCGAGUGUCGCACCUUAAGCGCAAACUCGAUGCACUGAAAGAUAUGCAGCCCGAUCCGAAUGACUCGCCCGUCCCCUCCCCUAUUGAAGAUGCCCCUUCACCCACCGGUUCAGAUUCACCCUUCCGUACCCUGGGUACCACUGGUGAUCCAGACCCAGACCUGGAUGGGCAGGAAAUAGAGGACGACAUGAUUGCUUUGAUUGAUGCUCCCAGCCCCCUCUCAUCUGUUGGGGGUUCCCCAAAACCAAACAUUUCUGUUGGAGAAACGGACAACCGAGAUGUAGAAGAUAUGGAUCUCUCAGAUGUAGAAGAGGCAGAAACACAGGCCAUCAUAGUAGAGGAACGUGCAGCCCCAUCUGUUGUGUCCAAACAGCCACCUGCCCCUAAGAACGUCACAGAAUCCUCACCACCUACUAAAGAGGCCGCGCAAACCAAACAGGUCACAACCCCACCGCCGCCUGUUUCCUCAGCAACACCGUCACUUCCUUUGAACUUCACUGGCGUUGAUCUAGGCAAGAUCAGCUCCAUCCUCAGCACACUCACAAAUGUUAUGAAGAAUUCAGCUGUGGGAGUCAGUCCUGUUUCUCGGUCUUCUCCAAGUGUGGCGUCCACGCCAAGCUCAACUCUAAAAACUCCCGUAGCAGCCGCCCCACCAGCCAACCCUCUGGCCAACAUCCUUUCCAGGGUCGACAUCAACCCUAACGCCCUGCUCAGUGUCCUGUCCAAAACACAACCCCAUGGUGGUCUUCAGGGUCUGACCUCUUUACUAAGCAACCAGACUGCAAAGACUCCCACACCUUCAACGUCAGAUUCGGAUAAGUCACCCCUUACCCCUCUUGCAUCACACGCCCAUGAAUCUCCUAAAGUCACACAAACUCCCACUAUGCAAUUGGCUACAGAUCCUGCCUCUCAGGCAUGCUUGACUCCCAAAUCUUUACAGUCCGAUACGGUGAGUGAGAAAGUAAAUCCUAGCUCUUCUCUCAACUCUACCCUGGACUCCAAAAUCACCAACUUUCUCCAAGGAAACCCAGCACUGAAAGGCUUUAAUUUGGGCUUUCCAUCUGUUCUGGCAUUGCCUAAGGGGACUGUUGACAGCCCGUUAGCAAGUUCAGACAAUCUUGUUGGGACCCCAGUAAGGGAUGAGGCUGGCUCUACGCCUACCCAGGAUGAAAUUAUGGACGAUCCGAGACCAGAGCAGUUGAUGUAUCAGCAGGGCCCAUCUUUGUCUGCAGAUGCUAAAUCAACACUUCCCCUUACGUCCUGGCAAGACCCGAAUUCUCAAACCCAUCCAAGACUACAAAGUGGUGCAGAGAUUCAUCAGAAUGUCAGGCAACCAAAAAAUGACUCUGUGCCCUCUCUUGCGGAGGCAGAAGCUAAACGUCAUCAACUCAUCAAUAAUAUGCUUUCCACUUCAAAUCCGAGCAACCAACAAUCUUCAAGCAACAAUGGCGAAGCCACAACACGACCUGGUCAAAAACAUCAAGAGCUUAGGCAAAACCCUGUAAACAUGGGACCAAAUUCAGAACUGCCUAUGAGGAACUUGUAUGUUGACUCAUAUCGAGAUAGUCAAGAGCAGCAAGCUUUGGCAAGCUCUGGUGGGUACGGAGCUGAGCCGUACCGCUUUAAAGAACUAAGGCAGGAUUUCAAUGCACCUAGCUUCUUCACCACACCCCUCCCACCGAUUCCAAAGCUCCCACCUCCCCCUCAAGACUUCAUAGCUCCUGUUUCUUCUUCGAGGGCAGGCGGUCCUCAUGUUCCAUUGGAAGAACCUUACAGUCAAGCAGAAGCUGGUGGCGGUGACGGAUCCUACAGUCAAGAAAACUCUGAAUAUGGCGAACACUUGGCUCAAAUGGAACCUUUCCAUCCACAUGGGGAUGGAUCGUCACGCUUUGCUCCUGCACCACACCACCUUCCUAAAAUGCCACAGAAUACUCCAGUUGAUUAUAACCAUCAACAUCCACAGAGAGCUCCUCAGCAGCACCCACCCCAUCGCCGCCUUGGCUCUCCACCUCCAGUAAGGGGCUACCAUGAAGGUUUAAGCCCUCCUCAACCUGUAGCUGACAAUCCGUACUUCGACCCGUACUAUGACCAUCCAACCCGCAGUCCAUCUCCACAACAUUAUGAAGCGUACCCUGUUUCUCCUCGUGUGCAUGAGUAUUACCCCGAAGACUUACCGCCUCACUACCCAGAGCAGAGGGUUCCUCUUCCUCACCUAGAGCACAGGCCUCGACCGCCACACCCUGUCCAUUUACCUCACCCAGGGCACUAUCCACCUCCAAGGCCCCUGCGUCGGCCACCACCAGUCCCGUAUGCCCAUGAGCCACCGUUCCCCAGAGGCAAGCGACCCGGCCCACCUUUCGGAGGACCUCCAAGAGCUGGUGGCCCCUUCUAUCCCCCUAAAAGACCUUACCUGCCGCCACGUUACUGAAGUAUCUCUUAUCGCAAUUCUUAAGCUCAGCUGUUGUCGUUAAGUGCAUGCCGCAAAUGAGCUGAACAUAAAGAAGUCCAAGUGCAAGAAGGAUGCUGUGGAUGUUGAUGUAAGAGGGAUGAUGUUGAGCCCCCUCACUAGAUCACAAUAGAGAAAUGCCAUCUAGCAACUAAACCACCAAAAUAUGUCUUCUGUGACAUGAAGCCAUGUGAACGGGUCAUGGUGAAAGGAACUGUUAUUUCACGGAGUCAUUGGCAAGAUAAAGUCAGGCUGGAGCUGAGAAAAGAGUCAUCCGAGAGGGAACCUGAAGACAAAGGCAAAACAAGAGGUGGUUAUUUUAUUUCAAUUAAUUCAGUCCUUCAAUUGUGUAGAUUUUGUGUCUAAUUCUAUAAAAAGCUGAAUGUAAAUGCUACUACAAAAUGUCCUUUCCUUUUGUGAGAAUGUGUGUGUUCAGAUCUCACACAUGUAUUUGGAGAGAACACAAUUUAUUGGAUCACCAUUGAGUUGAGGUUAAUGUAAUAUUUUUAUAACCUUUGAAAUUAAGUUCUACUGAUAAUGGAGCUAUAUUGUUAUGAGAAGCUGAAAGAUUUGAUUCACCACUUAUUGUUUUGUAGAUAUAAUAAAAUGUACCCCUAGCAGCUAGUUAAGCUUCAUACUCAUCAUUAAUGGCGAACAGCAGUGUAAUAUAAAUAUUUGAGGUAAGACACUUAGGUGUGAAGAGGCCAUUUUUUUGCCUUCAUUGGCAGAAGAUCCAGAAGACGAGAAGGAAGAGAACAUCACGGCCUUUCGGUUCUCUGAGGCUUUAACUGUACUGACUUAAAUAAAGUUGUUUGGAAAAAACACAGUGGGGGAGUACAGUCUCCACCAUGAUGUCA
Molecule: messenger RNA, 4281 nt
Organism: Triplophysa dalaica
Lineage: Eukaryota; Metazoa; Chordata; Actinopteri; Cypriniformes; Nemacheilidae
Gene: rprd2a
Product: regulation of nuclear pre-mRNA domain containing 2a
Exons: 10
Coding region: 14-3406 (1130 amino acids)
Biological process (GO): mRNA 3'-end processing
Cellular component (GO): RNA polymerase II, holoenzyme
Molecular function (GO): RNA polymerase II complex binding
Source: RefSeq, a predicted model, not a curated record